UUAGUUACCAAAUAUUUUUUAAAAAUUGGCUUAUCUGCUCUGUUCUUGUUGGUAUAUCAAUGGUUUGAUAAUGAUUGAUGUAAAUUAGGCACAGUUGUCCACCAUCAAAAGGACCUUUUCUUUAGUCCUAUCAAUUUUCUGGUGUUGUGGUUUUAUAAGCAACUUUAUUUAAUAAUGGGUUGAAGUAAUCUUGAUUUACAAUGAGAAGUAAGUAAUAGCUUGAGUGCUUUGUUUACAAACAUAUCAUCUCGGGGUCAUUUUCAACAAGGAAGAACUUAAUAGCUUGAGGUAUGAGAAAAGUUAUGUUUCCUAAAUAAAAACAAAAGAGGAAUGUUGAUGCCCUGAAGUGAUAAACUGGCCAGCCCCGACUUAAAAUUUUCGCUCUCACUUAUAUUUCUCUUGCAAUGUUAUCAUCAUUUUUUAUAUAUUCAACAAGCCAUUUACGAUAACCAAUCAUAGUUGCAAAACAUCAAUAGAUUGAUCACUGGUACAGUCAUUUAUCUGGAGCCAGGUCAAUCUCUGUAAUGGAACUAGCAGACAGGGCUGUUGGAUUGCUUUUGUCAGUCAUCAGUUUAUCCAUAUUCACAUAUUAUACUUUCUGGGUUAUCAUCUUGCCUUUUGUUGACAGUGACCAUUUUGUGCACAAGUACUUCCUGCCUCAAGAAUAUGCCAUUCUCAUUCCUGUAUAUGCUGGUGUUGCUCUGAUCUGCUUACUUUCUGUUUUUAUCGGCUAUGUGAUGCUGAAAUCCAAAAAGAAAAAGGCAUAGGAUGAAUCUUUGCCUUCAUUGGUUGAGCUUUUAUGACACCUUUUCUCAUGUAGUUGGUCAUCUUAGAUAGUACAAUGUAUGUCUUUUGCAUAGAUUUUGCAGUGUUAUUAUUUCCUUAAGGAGUGAAGCUGUUUCUAGUGCAACAUUCUGGAUGACACUUCCUGCCAUGCCCCACUUGUGAUAUGUCAGCUAAGGUUGCAUAUUUCA
Molecule: messenger RNA, 974 nt
Organism: Salvia miltiorrhiza (redroot sage)
Lineage: Eukaryota; Viridiplantae; Streptophyta; Magnoliopsida; Lamiales; Lamiaceae
Product: dolichol-phosphate mannose synthase subunit 2
Exons: 3
Coding region: 525-767 (80 amino acids)
Biological process (GO): GPI anchor biosynthetic process
Cellular component (GO): dolichol-phosphate-mannose synthase complex; endoplasmic reticulum membrane
Molecular function (GO): enzyme regulator activity
Source: RefSeq, a predicted model, not a curated record